Messenger RNA from Caenorhabditis briggsae, 1155 nucleotides. NCBI's taxonomy places the organism in Eukaryota, Metazoa, Nematoda, Chromadorea, Rhabditida, Rhabditidae. The transcript has 5 exons. The record is from RefSeq and is a predicted model, not a curated record. The coding region runs from base 1 to 1155 and encodes 384 amino acids. Gene Ontology annotation, cellular component: lysosome. Gene Ontology annotation, biological process: fatty acid metabolic process. Gene Ontology annotation, molecular function: N-acylsphingosine amidohydrolase activity; fatty acid amide hydrolase activity.
AUGCUCCAAACAGUGUCAAUUUGUGUCCUACUCGUGAUCAUUGGGUGCUCCAUGGCCAAGCACGUGGAGUUGCCGGCUCCAUACACGGAUCAUUGUAUUUUGGAUGAUAAGACCAAUUUGUAUGAUCCAUCAAAGCAGUUUGAUAUACAAUGGUUCGACAUCAACCUGGACCUUCCGCCAUCCGAACGUUGGAAACAGGUGGCCGAAGCCUACAAGGUGCAGAUCAAAGAGCUGAUUGGAGUGCUGAUUGAGCUGAUCUCUCCGAUUUUUCCAAAUGCCGUUGAUUGGGCAGAUGACGUGUUUGGAGAGAUGGCACUGAAACUUCCACAACCCUAUCGAGACGAAAUUAUGAGCAUUUCUCAAGUGACGGAAUUCCAUUGGGACAAAUCACAAUGUACAAUGUUUUCUACGAGAUUUUCACUGUUUGCACUUCGAUCAUUAAAUCUCGAUUUCGGAUUAUUCCUGGGUUGGGAUCCAGUGGCUCACGAAUGGCAAAUCUCCCAGAAACUUCGGAAGAUUAUAAUCAAUGUCAAUUGGAUAAAAAAUGGAAAAUUGCUCUUUAAAUCCAACAAUUUCGCUGGAUAUGUUGGAAUUUAUAAUGGAUUAAAACCGGGUGCAUUUUCAUUGACUGCAAAUGAGCGAUAUCAAUUGGAAGGCGGGUAUUACGGUAUGCUGAAAUGGGCAUUUGGUCUGGAAGCCGACGGAAAAUGGAUGUCAUGGUUGGCAAGAGAGACUUUUGAGCUCAAAAAUUCUUAUUUGGAUGCUAAGGAGCACUUGAUGAACACUCCAAUGCUCUCACCAGUAUAUUACAUUCUUGGCGGAGUCAAUAAAAACGAAGGAUGCAUUAUCACGAGAUCCCUCAAUGGAACCGCUCUUCUCACAGAAUUAGCCGAUGCUAAGAAUGGAUGGUAUCUCUUGCAGACCAAUUAUGAUCAGGAUCAGCAGGAUUUGUACUUGGACGAUCGUGACACUCCAGGAGACCGUUGUAUGGACAAAUUGAGCCAAAAGAACGCGGGAUUCCAAGGAGUAUUCAAUGUUCUCUCAUCGAGAACCAAUUUGAAUAAACUGACAACGUAUACUGUACUCAUGUCUGUCGAAACCGCCCGUUUCGAAACGAUCCUUCAAUCGUGUCCCGGCGAAUGCUAUCCAUGGUAG